Messenger RNA from Sphenostylis stenocarpa, 780 nucleotides. NCBI's taxonomy places the organism in Eukaryota, Viridiplantae, Streptophyta, Magnoliopsida, Fabales, Fabaceae. The record is from the annotation of a GenBank genome assembly.
AUGAAUUCCCCCCAAUCAGUUAGCUCCCCCUCCUCCAAUAUACCCCUCUCUCUCUCCUUUUUCUGCAUGAUUUUACAUCCUGCUCUCCAAUCUCCUCCUUCCAGCUUUCCAUUUGGAUAUGCCCCUCUUCUCUCUCUUCUAGUUCCCUCUCAGUUGCUGUUACAUGAUGCCUUAGAGCCGCAUAUGAGUAAGAAGACAAUUGACAUGCACUGGGGUGAAUAUCAUCGGAAUUUUAUAGAAGGUUUGAACAAACAGCUGGAGAAGGAUGAUAUACUAUACGGUUACACCUUGGAUGAACUAGUCAAAGUGACAUACAACAAUGGAAAUCCUUUCCCUCAAUUCCACAAUGCAGCUGAGGUUUGGAAUCAUGACUUCUUUUGGGAGUCCAUGCAACCAGGAGGGGGUGAUAUGCCCAAACUAGGUCUCCUUCAACAGAUUGAAAAGGAUUUUGGAUCAUUUACGAAUUUUAGGAAGAAGUUUGUACUAGCUGCUCUCACAUUAUUUGGUUCUGGUUGGGUUUGGCUAGUUUUGAAGAGAGAAGAGAAAAAACUAGAGAUAAUCCAAACUUCAAAUGCCAUUUGCCCAAUUGUGUGGGAUGACAUACCACUUAUCAAUUUGGAUUUGUGGGAGCAUGCAUACUAUCUGGAUUACAGGAAUGAUACAGCAAAGUAUGUGGAUGUAUUUAUGAACCACCUUAUCUCUUGGGAAGCUGCAGCAGUUCGAUUGACCAGGGGAGAAGCUUUUGUAAACUUGGGGGAACCAAAAAUUCCUAUUGCAUGA